This is a messenger RNA of Rhododendron vialii, 2123 nucleotides long. RefSeq lists its product as uncharacterized. The record is from RefSeq and is a predicted model, not a curated record. NCBI's taxonomy places the organism in Eukaryota, Viridiplantae, Streptophyta, Magnoliopsida, Ericales, Ericaceae. Gene Ontology annotation, molecular function: nucleic acid binding; zinc ion binding. The coding region runs from base 89 to 1483 and encodes 464 amino acids. The transcript is spliced from 9 exons.
UGUGUGUGUGUGUGUGUGGGUAAUUAACAAUAAAACCCAGGGAAAACCGAGAAAACAAAAGCCGGAAAGAAAGAGAUCGAAUUUCCAGAUGGGUUUAGUGGGUGUUCUCAAGUUUGCAUUCAAAUGCUUCGACUUGCUUGCUUGGCCUCUCUUUGGUCUGGGCUGUCCUCUGUAUGCCUCGAUUUGGGCAAUCGAGAAUAAUUCCUACUCGGAGAUGCGAACUGUGGUGGCAUAUUGGAUUCUUUUCUCUCUGGUUUCUCUCUUUGAGCUUGCUUUUGUGAAACUUAUUGACUGGCUUCCAGUCUGGCCUUACAUCAAGCUACUGGCCAUGUGCUUGUUGGUGCUACCUGAUUUUAAUGGUGCUUCUUUUGUUUAUGAGUGCCUGCUUCGCCCGUGCUUAUUUGUGGAUCCUCGAGCUGCUAUCAAAUACUUCAUUAAACCCAAGGAGGAUAAGAAUCUGGAUGCUGAAAGUUUUCUAGCUGCUGUAGAUAGGUAUGUUCAAGAGAAUGGAUCUGAAGCUUUGGAGAAAUUCCUUGAUCGGAAGUCCAAGCAUACAAAGCCUGACAUUGGCGUGGAAGUGAUGAAGUCAAUGACUUACACAGAGGAGAAGGAAACAGCUGCAGCCAUCCAGUCCAAAUACGAAGAACCUAAUGUCGGCAAGUUGGAUGCAAGAGCAGUGGAAGUACCAGAGAAAAGUCCAGCAGCUGCAACAAAAUUGUCUAAAGUGAGUGAGCCUCAUGUUGAUAAGGGGAAUGUCAAUGCGGGGGAAUUGAAAGAUGAAAGUCCAGCAGUUGCAACAGAACAGGUCAAUUGUGUAGAGCCAAAUCUUGCUCAAAAUCAGAAGAAAGCUGUUGCCACUACGGGGCAAUUGAAGGGCAAAAAUCCAGCAGUUGCAACAGAACAGGCGGCAAGAUUACCAACCAUGCGAUCAAACCUCAACCCACCUCGUUGGCAGGUGAAGCGUGCAGUGCAAAAUCUUGCUCAAAAUGAGAAGAAAACAGUUGGUGCUGGGGAAAUUAAAGGGGAGACAGUUGCAGCAGCUGGUGGAGAGAAAAAAACUGUGGAGAUAACCGAUUCAGAGAAAGUUCAGAGAGAGUGGACUUGUGCUUUAUGCCAGGUGACUACCCCACGUGAGGAGGAAUUGAAUUCUCAUCUUCAAGGGAGAAAACACACGGACAAGUGCGAAGAGCUGAAAGCAAGUAAGAAAGUGAACAAAAACCCGGGUUCCUCCUCUUCAGCAGCCGGUCCGGAGCCAAAGGAGAUCCUUUUCGUUGACAGACCAAACCAAUAUAAAAUCAAGAAUCCAGAGGUUAAGGUGCAAGUGAGUCAGACUAAUGAGCAAUACGGAGAGAAAAAGGUUUAUAACACUGGUGGUGGGAUUAGGGAUGGCAAUUUGCACCGAACCGAUGGGUACCCGAACCUUAACCGAAGUUUUUUCCCGAACCAUAACCGAAUUUUUUCCCGUGGAUAUGGGUAUGGUUGAGGCCUUGGAUAACCGAACGGGUAUCGGUUUGGCUAUGGUGUAACUAUUGCCCGAACUGAAGCCCAAACCAAACCGAUACCCAAACCGAACCGCAAUAUUAAAAUUACAAUACGUAAAUCAGAUCAGCUGCCACAACAACCCCCCCCCCCCCCCACCCCCACACAAAUUGACCCACAUUAUCAACUCUCUUUAUCCACGAUCAAAGUCACAAUCACUCUCAAAUCUGUUCCAAUUUACAACCCCUUCGGUUUUCAAUCGUCAAGAUCUGGUGGAAAUGAGUGCGUCGAUUCAAUUCAUUCUCCAACGGUUCAAUUCAUUCUCCAGCGGUUCAAUUCAUGCAGUUGAAGAUGCCACGAACAGGUCUCAUAUUCCUCCAUUUUGCAAACUUCACUUUCCUGAUUUAAUGACAACGGCAGGGCCAUAAAGUUUGUGAUGGCUGGUGACGGCGCCGUCGGCAAGACUUGCAUGUUGAUUUCCUACACCAGUAACACUUUCCCUACAUUAAAGUUUCAAACUUCGAUUGUUAAGAUCUUUCCCUUCUGUUUUGUUUCAUUUGUUAAAAUCUGAUGUAAGAGUGACUCUUUAGCGGUGGUUUGGCUUUUCUUCUGAUAAAAAAAAAUAAAAAAAAUUAGAUAGAUAA